AUGGGGAUGCCUAACCCAAUCAUGAUCUGCUGUGUUUUAGGAUGUCUCUUAUGGUUCCCCCAAGUGAGAGGUGAGGAAGGCUGUCUCAACACCGAACUCUGUUCAGGUACAGAGUGGGACCGUUUGUGGUAUAUCUGGCUGGUGAUGGUGAUCGGUGGGCUGAUGCUCCUGUGUGGCCUGGUUUCCAUCUGCGUGAGAUGCUGUUUUCAUUGCCGUCAGACAGGGGAGGAAUCAGGUCCUCAGCCCUAUGAGGUCACCGUCAUUGCUUUUGAUCAUGACAGCACCCUUCAGAGCACCAUUACCUCUCUCCAUUCUGUGUUUGGACCUGCUGCCAGGAGGAUAUUAGCGGUGGCACACUCCCAUAACUCUGCACAGGGACCACCAUCCCUCUCAGCAUCAGACACCCCGCCAGUCUACGAAGAAGCUCUGCACAUGAGCAGAUUCACAGUUGCCAAAGCAGGGCAGAAAGUGCCAGACCUGGAUCCAGUGCCGGAGGAAAAAAUGCAGGCAUCUGCCGAGGGCAAGGAUGCCCAGCCAGCCCUCCCAGGACACUAG
Cariama cristata (Red-legged seriema) is the source of this 555-nucleotide messenger RNA. RefSeq names its product transmembrane protein 52B (gene TMEM52B). The record is from RefSeq and is a predicted model, not a curated record. The transcript is spliced from 5 exons. Bases 1 to 555 code for a protein of 184 amino acids. NCBI's taxonomy places the organism in Eukaryota, Metazoa, Chordata, Aves, Cariamiformes, Cariamidae.